AUGAAAGCAGACGCAGCGCCAGACGAACAGCCCCGCUCACACGACAGUGGCGCAUUUCCGAGAAGCCCGAACGACGAAGAGGCGCAUCUUCUACCAACAGAGCAGCUAGACUUUACCGAUGCCGACGAGGACGAGAGCGUCGCAGCAGGUGUUUAUAACCUGUCUGCACGGCCACCAAGACAACGCUGGUGGCGGUGGCUCUACAGGACACCCCGACAAUACAGCGUGAAGCCGUGGCUGCCGGCUGUACAGAGGCUGCCGGCUCAGCUGCUAGACCACGUGGCGCCACGAACGGGUCAGCGGCUGGCUGUGCUGGCCGUAUUUCUGCUCAUCUGGGCUGUGUGCUUUGUGCCGCUGCUGCUGGCCGGCCGUCGCGCCGUCACGGACGCAGCCGGACGCGACGUGGUCAAUCUCGACUGCACCGACACAUUUUGGCACCGCAAGAACGCGUGUGGGCUCGAUGGCAUCGACUGCGCGCCGUUCAACGACACGCUGCUGGCCUUCCGCUGUCCUGGCCACUGUGCCUCCGUGCAGCUUCUCAACCCGCGCGCCAUCGGGUCGCAGGAGGUUGUGUACCGGCCGCUGCUCGUCGGCAGUCCUGAGGCCUACCGCGGCGACUCGUGGAUCUGCACGGCGGCCAUCCAUGCUGGCGUCAUCGGCAACGCUGCCGGUGGCUGCGGCCGCGUCGAGCUCGUCGGCCAGCGUCGCGGCUAUGCCGGACUGGCCGGUUCUGGCGGCCUGCGAUCGAUCGCCUUCGACUCGUACUUCCCCCUGUCCUUCACCGUGUCCGCAGACGAAGCGGCCGGCGGCUGCGGCGGCGAGUCACGUGGUCUCCUGCUGGCCGUCUCGCUGCUAUUCACAGCACUGCUGGCACUCUUUGCGCCGUCGCCGCUGCUCUUCUUUGUCGGCACGCUCGCUGCUGGCUUCGUCCACGUCGGCUUCGUCUCCGAUCCGCCGCCGGCCAGCUUCCAUAGUCUCUCAGUGCUGCCAGACCACACAUCAGCACUCGCCAGCCGCGUCCUCCCCUCUGCUUUCUGUCUUGCCGUGCUCUACCGAACGUGCGUGCGCCACUCUCUGACCGGCCUCGAUGUCGCCCCUUUCGACCGCGCGCUGCUCUGGCUAGGCGGCUUCUGGCUCGGCGCUCUGUCCAACUACACGCUCGACUGGAUCCCCAUCCAACGGCUGACCCCCCACGAUCUCGCGCAGCAGCCCGGUGCCCGCGUUUCUCUGGCCGUCAUAGUCGCCCUGAUCGCCCUCAUCGUCGUCCAGCAGGUGUACGGCUUCUGGCACGAGGGUCGCCUGCUCCGCUAUCUUGGCCUCUAUGGCCUCUUUAUCGUCGCUAUAGCCGUUGCCCUCAUGCUGCCUGGCCUCAACCUCCGCAUCCACCACUACGUGCUUGCGUUGCUGUUGCUACCCGGCACCAGCCUUCAGACCCGUCCGUCGCUGCUCUAUCAGGGCCUUCUUCUGGGCCUCUUCGUGAACGGUGUCACGCGUUGGGGUUUUGCCUCCGUGCUGGAGACGGCUGACGCACUGCGUGGCGAUGCUUCGUUUGAUGCCCUCGUGCCCUCUCUCGCUGCUGUCCCGUCUGUCAUGUUUGCCGGGGCCUCAGACAACUUCGGCAACAUCACGUUUUCCUGGGCGCUACCGCCUGCCUCGGCUGGGAUGCAGGGCAUCAGUGUCCUCGUCAACGAUGUUGAGCGCCUGCGACGCUUUUCCCUUGCUGAAACCUUUACGUGGUCACGGCCUACUGGCCUCGAUCUGUCUGAGUACUUUCGCUUUGCCUUUAUCCAGGACGGAACCACUUUAGACUACUCUCCGGCCGGGACGUGGUUUGCAAACGGUACGUGGCAUAUGACUUCAUAG
Grosmannia clavigera kw1407 is the source of this 1863-nucleotide messenger RNA. RefSeq names its product lccl domain containing protein. The transcript has a single exon. The coding region runs from base 1 to 1863 and encodes 620 amino acids. NCBI's taxonomy places the organism in Eukaryota, Fungi, Ascomycota, Sordariomycetes, Ophiostomatales, Ophiostomataceae. The record is from RefSeq and is a predicted model, not a curated record.